GGUAAAACCACGGUUUUGUCAUAAAAUACCCUACCGCUGACUUUUCCGGUACGAUCUCCGGUACGGUUUCAUGGACCAUGAUAAAUAGGGGGUUUCUUCGACUGUGAGUGUCUCACCUCACAGCUAGCUAUACAUAUGUAAAUCCUUGUUCUCCGUGGUUUCCGACUAGGGAUGGCAACCAAACCCGAACCCACGGGUACCCACCCGACCCAACCCGGUCAACGCGGGUAAAAUCCGUGUUGACGGGUUUUGGGUCGGGUUUGGGUUUAAACCUGUUCACUAUUCACCGGGUUGGGUUGAGUUUGGGUUUUGGUAAAUCCGACCCGUGGGUACCCGCCCACACAUAUAAUUAAUUUUCUCGGUAUAUUUAAUAUUUUAAACAACUAAUCUUAUUUAUGUUUGUGGAGACAUGUCUAAUUUUUUCUUUCUAAUGGUGUAGAAUGAAGUUUGUGUUAUCGAGUGGAGAGUGAAGAAACUUAAUUGAAAGGAAGAAGCCUUCAAUUAAUCAUGUUAUUUAUGGAUAAUUUAUGAUUUAUUUCAAUUUUCUUGAGUCUUCUAGAUUGGUGUUGAACAAUUUGUAUAGUUAAUUUGUGAUUUGCUUGAAUUUUCUAGAAUGGUGUUUUAAAUAUGGAUAAUUUGUAUUGAGAGAUUGAUAUUUGAGUUUAAUUUUGAUAGGAACUUGUUAUUGUAAAUUUUUUACGACAAAAACCCGUGGGUACCCAUGAACCCGCGGAUACCCAGCGGGUUGGGUUGGGUUUGAGUUUUUCAAACCCAGUGGGUUUUACCCCGGGUUUUUUUCAUGGAUAAACCCAUGGGUUUGGGUUUGGGUUUGGGUUUGGCAAAACCCGACCCAACCCGACCCAUUGCCAUCCCUAUUUCCGACUCAUUCAUAACUGAUAGCUUUUUAAUCUUUGUACAUUAACGAGCACGUAAUAUCACAUAUGAUCACUUAUCGCCUGCUCGGACUGUCAGUUUGGGUUUGUGUAUUUUGGAUCAACGAAAACUAAAAUAUCUGGCUCAGUUUAUCGAUAUCUAUUAACGAUUUUGAAUCGUUUUGCACCCAUUCUAAAGGUUUUAGUUUCCAUUCUAAGAUGAGAAUGUUUGUUUCGGGUUUUCAAUUUUCGCGGUUAACGGUUUGGUUAACCAAACUCAACAUGAAAAUUUCACACAUACUUAUUGCACACAAAACCCUUACUAGGAUCCUUUGGCUCCAGAGUCCAGACCCAGCAUGCUACCAUUCUCAAGCGUCUCCUUGCUAAGUAGCAACUACUCAAAGUCAAAACCCCUAACGUCGUUACCUCUCCAAGGGCUCAUUGUCAUUGAAAUACUUCAGUAUGUGGACCUUUCAAGGGCUUUUAGAUGGUGGGCUUAUAACAAAACUACUUCUUACUUCAUCACUAUUGGGGUUUACUUUGAGCCCAAAAUCCAAAUAUAUAAUCCCAAAUCGGCCCUGUUUCUUUGGGCUAAUCAAGUGGGUUUACCUCUCUAGAGUAUAGGCAAUGCAGUCAAAAUCUAGAUUUUAAGUAAAAUCGCAAACUGAGGUAGAAUCGAAAUCGUAGAUUAAAAUCGUAAAAUCGUAAGAUUUUAAGGUUCAUAUUAAAAUAAAUACUUAAAACACUAGAUAGUAAUAAAAAUGCAUAUCUUGAAUAACAAUCAACCACAUAAAGCAUAAUUACUUCCCAAGAUAAGUUUGUUUGCUAAACAAACACAACUAAUCCAUAUAUUUUUCUUGUACAUAAUAGAAACACACAAAUAAGAAACCUGAAACAUUAUAGAUAUCCCUGUUAAUUAAUUGUUAAGAGUAGAAAAUCACAUAAGAUCGUUAGGAUCAACAUUAACAUCACUGACACAUCAUCAUCAUCAUCCUCAACCUCACCCUCACUCUAAUCGUUUUUGUUUGUUUAAGGACUAAUAUCAUUACUCUUAUGAUCACUUGAAGUACUUUCACCAUUAACCAUAUUUCCUUGAUUAUCAUCAUCUGGAAAAGAUAACUCAUUGAUUGAUGCAUUCCCUUCUUAAUUGAUAAAAGGUCGGGUUAGUGGUGCUGAAGGAUUGGGAGAUGAACAAAAGCUUGCAAUGUAAUGGAGAUUUGGAUUAUUGUGAGGGUGGUGGGAACAAAUUACAAGCUAAUUGGGAGGCUGGAAGAUAUCGUUGAUGAAAGGAGUAGGGCGCCGACGUGCGAAAGAGGAAGAUACGAGGAAGAGAAUGAAAAUAAAUUGAGAGUUAACUCUCAGGUUGGGGUUGUUUUGUUCAUUAUGUUGGGUUGGGGAAAGUAAAUUUGACUCGGUUCAUGGGCAUAACCCAACUUGACCGGCCUAAUUUUGAUCCAAUUGAUAUGAACCUUGAAAUCGUACAAAAUCGUAGAAAUCGUAGAUUUUAUGGAUUUUAGAGUUUUAAAUCGGGAUUUUAUGGGAUUUUAAGGUUCAAAGAUUUUACAGUAAAAUCAGGAUCGAAACCCAUAGGUAAGAUCGUAAAAUCGUAAGAUUUUAAGAUUAAAAUCGGGAUUUUGACUACAUUGAGUAUAGGGGUCGUUUGGAUUGAGUAUUUGACAAACUUAUUGUUUGGGGUCAAUUACCACACAAAUACCACAUAAUAUAAAACCUGUUAUUUGGUAUGUGAUAUUUGGUCUCAAACUUGUUAUUUGGCAAAUACUUGCCCCUCUCAAGUAUUGGGCAAACAACACUUUUUGUGUUAUUUGGUCUCAAACCUGUUAUUUGGCAAAACACUUACAUCCAAAUAACGCAUCCCACUUUUAGUCAGCCAAACAUGUUAUUUGGGGUCAAAUAACACAAAAUCUGUUAUUUGACCCUAAAUAACACCCCCAAAUACUCAAUCCAAACGAAACCUAAGGGGUCGUUUGGAUUGAGUAUUUGAUAAACUUGUUGUUUGGGGCCAAUUACCACACAAAUACCACAUAAUAUAAAACUUGUUAUUUGGUAUGUGAUAUUUGGUCUCAAACUUGUUAUUUGGGAAAUACCUGCCCCCUCCCAAGUAUUUGGCAAACAACACUUUUUGUGUUAUUUGGUCUCAAACCUGUUAUUUGGCAAAACACUACAUCCAAAUAACACAUCCCACUUUUUGUCAGCCAAACAUGUUAUUUGGGGUUAAAUAACAGAUUUUGUGUUAUUUGACCUCAAAUAACACCCCCCAAAUACUCAAUCCAAACGACCCCUAAAUGUUAUUUUCCAUAUCACCCAUUAGCAAACUCCCCCAAGGUGUUACGAUUUCACCCAUCUCUUGAAAAAAAAAACCACUCAUCCAAAUGUAACAUAAGGGGUAAACGUAUUCACUCAUAUGUUACAUACAUAAAUCUCUAACCUUCAUAUCACAUUUUAAAAAGACCUCAACAAAUCCCCCGUAGCAGAAAUUAACCCACCGGUAAAAAAAAUCUCUGGCCAACCACAGUAAAAAAAACAAAAAAGAUGGCCAAGCCAGUAAAAGUUGAAAUCAUCUCAAAACAAUACAUCAAGCCAAGCUCCCCAACCCCGCCGGAGAAGUCGUCGCUAAAGAUCUCGGUAAUGGACGAGCUCAACUACGUCAUGUCCACGCCACUUGUCCUCUUUUACCCGGCCGCCGACAUCGGUCCCGAAGACGACGUCGUUUCGUACCUCGACGGCAAAUCCCGGCUCCUGAAGGCCGCCCUCGCCGACACGCUCACCCUCUACUACCCCUACGCCGGCGUCCUCACCGACGCCGGGAACUCGAUCGACUGCAACGACGCCGGCAUCGAGUACGUCGAGGCCGCCGUCGACGGGACCCUCUCCGACGCCGUGUUCCGCCGCCCGGACCCCGACCUCCUCGAGAACUUCCUCUUGGUUCAGGACCUCGCCGGCAGCGGUCGCUACGUCGGUGCCAGGGUCCAGACCACCGCGUUCUCCUGCGGCGGCAUGGCGGUGGCGAUCAGCCUGACGCACAAGAUCGGCGACGGCGCCUCCCUGCAGACGUUCCUCCAGACCUGGGCGGCCGCCGUGGCGGCCAGGGAGAAAUCGACGCCGAUUCCGGCGGAGUUAUUCCCGGAGUUCGCGUCCGACUCCAUCAUCCUGUCGUCGAGUGACGUCGGGGUGCCCCUCCCGACGCCGCCGGCGGCAAGGAGGGAGCAGGUCCGAACCACCACGAGGAGGUUCGUGUUCCGGCCGGAGGUGAUCGAGCCGCUCCGUCGCCGGUGCUCCAGCCCGGCGGUGGAGCGCCCGACCCGGGUCGAGGCCGUCUCCGCCGUCAUAUGGAGGUCGCUGAUGAAGAUCAACGCCGCCAAACGCUCCGCCGCCGGACUUCAAAAUCAGAAGAAGAAGAAGGAGUCGGUGCUCGUCCAGGCCACAAACUGGCGCACGAAGUUCAACCCGCCUCUCUCCGCCCACCUCGUCGGCAACCUCUCCGGGAAACUCAUCUGCCGCGCCGAAAACGGCCCCGACGAGGACCUGAAAUCCCUCGUGGGAUACAUACGGGGCGAGAUGCGGGCGGAGCACGAGCGGCACUUCGCAGAGACGAGCAGGAAGAAGAUCGGGGUGGACGACGUGGUGGAAGCCAUCAUCGACUUCGCGGUCGAGUUCAAGGAGAUGCACGCCAGGGACGACGUCGACUUGUACAGCUUCAGCAGCCUGCUGACGUUCAAGUUCCACGACGUGGAUUUCGGGUGGGGGAAACCGGCGUGGGUGGUCUUCACCAACUUGAUUUUGGAGCAGUUUGUGCUGUUUCUUGAAGGUGGCGGCCGUGAGGGGAAAGGUGGCGGCGGGGUGGAGGCGAUGGUGUCGAUUGGGGAAGAUGAUGCGGCGGCGUUGGAGGAGGAUGAGGAGUUGCUCGAGUUUGCGUUGUUCAAUCCUCCGGUUGGAGGUGGAGGAGGAGGAGGAGGGAAGAGGGAGGGAAGAGGGGCGAAGAUUUUGUCGUCCUUGUGAUUUUGUUGCUUGUUUGUGUUUUCUCUUGUUGGAGGUUUUAUGGUGAUUACUGACUUGAGGUAUUCGUAUUGAUGUAUCGUUAGAUUGGGAAUGAACCCGUAAUAAUCAAUAAAGUGGAGAAAUUUUGGAUGGUAAAAGAUUGAUUUUCCAUCUGCAAAUUAUCUAGAAACGUACAGAUACAAAUCAUAUCUUUGACUUCAUAUGUGUGGAGAAACUUUCAUAGUUUCGAGACCGAAAAAAUGGAAAAAAAGUUGAUGUAAUACGAAUGACUUAUUUGUUGAAAUUCAUGAUUGUUUUUAGGGAAAAUGUUUGUUGUUAAGUGUGAGUUGCAAAAUAUAUUAUUUGCGUCGCGAGUAUUGGAAGUUACGGGAAUCUCGCUGCUCAACGUAAAUCUAUGUGUUUUUUACUUAAUUUCUUGUCAAGACCCUGAAGCUUUGUGGUGAUAGCUAACUUAAGAUUUUCAUAUUGAUGUAUCCGACAUCAAAUUAGGAAUGAACCCGUAAAUCGUAAUAACCAUUAAGACAGAAAUCCCGCUAGUGCUAAGGGAUUGAUUUCCAUCGUUUAACGUACAAGUUAUCUAGAGCAUAGAUACCGAUCAUAUAUAUCGACCCCCAGCUAGAAAUAAAUCUGGUGUUUGGACAACUUUCAUAGUUUCGAGACUUGGAAAAUGGAAAAAAAAUGUCUGCAUAGUACAGUUGACUUAUUUGUUGAAAAUUCACGAUACAAAGAGAAAUAUUUCUAAGAAAAAGAAAGUCUAAUAUAGUAAUCUCCAAAAGCGUCAUUACUUCUUCGUCAAUCUUCCACAUUGAUUCAAACAAGUAUAAAAGGUCGCCAUCUUAACCAGGGGCGUAGCCAAGAUUUUGUCAAGGGUAGGUCCAUUUAAAAAAAAAUACGAUAAAAUAGUUUUGUUAGCGUUUUAAAUAAUUCAUGAUAUACUUUUAUACUUACAAACAUUUGAUAAAUUAAUUAUAGGUCGAAACUCUCAAGAAUAUCACUCUGUAUAUAUCAACCAAUUAUUAAUGAUUUAGUUAGACAUUUGCUUUUGAAUGGUGUUCUUCGUCAAGACCAUUUAGUACCAAUAACUCAAGUUUUUGUGAAAGAUUUAAUAAUAGACUUAUACUAUUUAACAAUGUUUUUCGUCAAGACCAGUUACUACCACUUUCCCGCUAACGAAAACCAACUAUUACGUGCUUAAAUUUUCCGCAAAUCCGAAUAUCAUGUGCUUUACAAAUGGGGUCGCCAAAAUUCGAACACAUGAUCUCUCGGUCAACCAUUCUCAAUUAGAACUUUACAAAUGGGGUCGCCAAAAAUCGAACACAUGAUCUCUCGGUCAACCAUUCUCAAUUAGAAGUGUCUUAAAUUUCAUUCUCAAUUAAACAUUAUACUAUUUUACUCAUUUUUGUCCUUAGGAGCCACCCGUUACACUCUCUCUACCUCUGAUUGAAAUAAAAUUAUUUUUAUAAAUUAGCUAUGAUUUGGUGAAAAUUUGUUCGAGAUGUUAAACCAAUACAUCUUCAAUUUUGGGUGGAUCAUAUGCACCAUUAUCAUUUGUACAUAACUCGUUAUAAAAACAUUAUAUAUGUCAAUACACAACUUAUAUCAUUCAUCAAAUAUUUGAAAGAUCAAUUAUUCUCAUUUAAAUACGUGUUAUUUUUCAUACCCGAUUUACUAUUAUAUCUAAUUUAUUAUUUUUCCUCCCGAACCAGGGUGGGUUCCUGCAACCAUCCUCUAACCUUCUCCCUCCGCCCCUGAUCUUAACCCAAUAGAACCCACCACCACCAUCGAUUUACCACUCCAGCAAUGAACAUCAUGUGGUUUG
This is a messenger RNA of Linum trigynum, 6708 nucleotides long. The record is from the annotation of a GenBank genome assembly. Lineage: Eukaryota; Viridiplantae; Streptophyta; Magnoliopsida; Malpighiales; Linaceae.